Silurus meridionalis is the source of this 2191-nucleotide messenger RNA. Its product is annotated as zinc finger protein 135-like. Gene Ontology annotation, molecular function: RNA polymerase II cis-regulatory region sequence-specific DNA binding; DNA-binding transcription factor activity. The transcript is spliced from 4 exons. Gene Ontology annotation, biological process: regulation of transcription by RNA polymerase II. NCBI's taxonomy places the organism in Eukaryota, Metazoa, Chordata, Actinopteri, Siluriformes, Siluridae. The coding region runs from base 155 to 1336 and encodes 393 amino acids. The record is from RefSeq and is a predicted model, not a curated record.
CGCUAGAGGUAGCCAAUGAGGUGUCGCUAACGUCCUAUUACGUGAUGUCAGAACGCCAAAAAAGCGGAAGCGUUUUUAUAGGAAUGGAGGAUUUGGAGGCGCCAUCAGCAGGCUGGAGAGCCACAGAGGAACCGCGGAGCAAGAAGUGGCAGUGAUGGCCGUGUUGUGGAGCUCCAGCUCAGUAGCAGAUCUGUCCCUGCAGGACUCCUCUCUCCAGCUCAAGCAGGAAGCAGUAGAUGAGGAAUUUCAGGAUUUCUUUCCUGGCUCUUUCCUGCCUAAAAUGCCACCCGUGUCCACGCUGAUGCAUCCCGGUGAUGAAGACGCUGCUGAAGCGAGACACUUGCCACAGGGAGACGUGAACGGUUUGAUCCUGGACAUUAAAACCGAACCGGAUCUGUUGGAUAUCGAUUCGUUUGUAUACGGCAGUGAGCGCGCCUCGAAAGACGGGUGGGGUUGUGACUCUGACCAGGAGAACGAGUACACCCUGGAGCAAAGCGACGAUGCUGAGGAUUACGAGGACGAUCAUGCUGAGGAUGAUGAGCUAGAUUCGUUAACCAUCGUUAAAACGGAGCCUAGCGAUGAGUUUCAGUCAAACUGUAAAACUGAAUCGAUCGAUAUAUUGAGUGAAGAAGAAGAGGAGGAGGAAGAAUGUGAUGCAUCACUGGAGGAAAAUGAGGUGGUAAACUUUACAGGUGAGUGCUCCUACCUGCCCUCGGCUAAAGGCUUCCGAACCUGCCCCGAUUGUGGAAAGGUUUUCACCAACUCGUCCUCCUACAACAGACACAUGAGGAUCCACAGCGGUGAAAGACCUUUCCAGUGCCCUCACUGCAACAAGGCCUUCACUCAGUUGUCGUCGUUUAAAAACCACCAGCGGAUACACACCGGGGAAAAGCCUUAUCGCUGCUCCGAAUGCACAAAAAACUUCAGCCGUUCGGACGCUCUGCAACGCCAUCAGAAAACCCAUACGGGGGAAAAGCCGUACCAGUGCGCCCACUGCCCCAAAACCUUCGCUCGCUUGCACGUGCUCCAGAACCACCAGUGGACCCACACGGGAAUCAAACCGUACCAGUGCUCGCAGUGCGGCAAAACUUUCUCUCGUUUAUGCAGCUUUAAAAUCCAUAAGAGACGGCACACCGGGGAGAGACCCUACCUGUGUGGGACCUGCGGAAAACAGUUUGUGGACGCCUCCAAUCUUAAGAAUCACCUGAGGACACACACCAAGGAGCGUCCGUACCGGUGCUCGCAGUGCGACAAGACCUUCAUUCAGCUCGGCCACCUGACGAGCCACCGGCGGAAAAAACACAGCAUAGAGACGGUAACCGUAUCGGUGCUCUGAGUCGGUGUGGGAGGAGUUUCACUUCCUUAACCUGGUCACAUGACUCUCUCGACUGCACUUACUGCACUACAUGAGGCACAAGUUCAUGACUGUUAGAUUAUACAAUAUGAUUAUUGUAUAUGAUUAAUUUCUCUUUCUCUCUGUGUAUGUAUUUGCACAGUACUGUAUUGAUAAGUUUGUGGACACCUGACCAUAGCUUCUUUCUGAACAUCCUAUUCCACAUUUAGUCCUCAUUUGCUGUUAUAAAAAUGUUCCAUUCUUCUGAGAAGAUGUUCCACUAGAUUUUGUGGAGUUCAGCUACAAGGAUGUAGGUGAGCGAGGAGGUCUGGGGUGCAGUCAGUGUUCAUAUUCAUUCAUGUUCAAGAGGGUUGGAGCUCCAUAGCUGGAGAACUUCCACUCCAAACCAUGUUAAGCAGAUCUUCAUGGAACUGGCUUUGGGCACAGGGUCUGGAUCAUCAUGCUGGAACAGGUUUGGGUCUCCUAAUUCAAGUGAAAAUUUCGACAUCCAAUUGUUUGCAUUCAACAAUAUCAGGUGUCCCAAUACUUUUGGCAAUACCGUAAAGCGGUCAUUUCUUUUCUCCUCAUUCAUGAAAUUUCUAAAGCAAGAUUCGAAAACAAUGUGACUUCGCUUCAUUGUAUAUUUAUUUAUAAUCUACUAAUUCAUUUCAAAUGAUCUUUUUUUUUUGGUAUUGUGCAGUAAAAGAUAACGCAAUAACCUUCUGUUGAAAUGGUGUUGAAAUUGUGUCCCACAUUGAGGAUUGUUUUGUAUUUUUGCUAAAUCACUACACAGGUUCUUGUCCAUGAGUGUGUAGAUUUGAGUUCAAAUAAACCCGAGUUCAGAUGUACAGAGAAAAA